Marchantia polymorpha subsp. ruderalis is the source of this 1679-nucleotide messenger RNA. Lineage: Eukaryota; Viridiplantae; Streptophyta; Marchantiopsida; Marchantiales; Marchantiaceae. The record is from the annotation of a GenBank genome assembly.
CGACAGAAGAGUACAGUACAGGGUAUUAGGGUUGGAUCCAUCCGGCGGAACCGGUGCUGCUGCUCCUCCUCAUGGGCAUGGGGGAAUUGUGUAAUUGCGCAGUCCCCGCCCCCCGCCCCCCGCCCCCUCGGCCAUUCGCAUAAGGCAAGGGCGAUGGCUCCCUCGACGAAGCCGAUUCGCCUUCAUUAGGGUCGGGUCGGGUCGAGUCGGGUCGGUCGAGUGCCCCGUUUCUCCGCCCGUAGCCGCCUCUGCGGUGAAUGGAAUUUCCUCUUACAGUUUUUGGCUGCCGUCGAGGGCUUUGGACGCCUUGAGGGUUUUGGAGCGAUCGUAGAAGAGGGAGGGAGGGAGGGAGUGAUCGUGCGGGAUCCUGGGAUUGCGUGGUUUCAUCGCGUUCGGGUGAAGAGGAGGAGGGGAGGAGGAGGGCUGGAACGAGCGAGAAGAGAAGGCUUUGUUUUCGCUUUGAGAGUAGGCUGAGGGUUUAAGAGGUUAGGCGAUGGUAAUUGCAGGUAUGGAGAAAACGAAGGCUCUGGCCGCGGGGAAAAACGGGCACACGAAGGUGGGGAAGAAAUCGAAGGCCGCUGAGAAUGGCGCUGCGAAGGUCGUCGAGGCGGAGGACGUGGAAGAGGGUGAAGUUUUGCCCAUGGAUGCCGAAGGUGGCAGGUCAGGGGAUGAGGGUCCGAAGGUAGACAAAUCCUCAGUGGAGGAUGGCAAGGUGGACAAAUCUGGGGAUGCCGGUCAGAAUGACAAUAGAUCCGAGGAGGAGAAUGAGAGCGACGAUGAGGAAGAGGAUGAAGCCCCGGGGCCGAUGUCGAAGUCGGCACUGAAGAAUGCCGAGAAAGCGAGGAGGUACAAGAUUAAGAAGAAGAUGCGAAAGGCGGCCGAGAAGGAGAAACGACAUGAAGAAUCCAAGAGGAAACGAAAAGAGUGGGAAGAGAAGCUCGCCCUCAUGACGGAGGAGGAGAGAGAGAAAGCGAAGCAGGAGAAGACGGAUGUUCGAAAGGAGCGCAAGGAUGAGCAGAAGCAGAGGAAGGACAAGCUCAGGGAGGCCUUGACUUCGGGUCAAAAUUACGUCAUAGACCUCGAGUUCAGCCACCUCAUGAAACCUCAGGAGCUCACCAGCUUAAUCCAGCAGGUGAUGUACUCGUACGCUGCCAAUGCGAGAGCAGAGCACCCAGGGCGAAUCACAUUGACAGGAGUGACGGGGACGAUCCAAGAAUCGCUUGAGAAAAUUUCAGGAUAUAAAAAUUGGCUCCUCCACAAAGAAGAGGCGUCUUAUCUGGAUGUGUUCAAGGACCGGAAAGAAGACUUGGUGUACUUGACAGCAGACUCAGAGACCAUUUUGGAGGAACUUGACAGCUCCAAGAUUUACAUUGUCGGAGGGUUAGUAGAUCGCAACAGGUGGAAAAACAUAACCUUGGAUAAAGCCAAGGAACAAGGCAUUGCGACGGCGAAGCUGCCAGUGGGCGAUCACCUUAAGAUGGCAGGAUCUAAGGUUUUGACUGUGAAUCAGGUUAUGGAGCUGCUGCUGUGCUUCCAAAAGCUGAAAGACUGGAAGCAAACUCUGCGCCAAGUAGUGCCCCUGAGAAAGAGGGCAGCUGAAGGGGAUCUGGAAAGAGACGAGAAGGAGGAGAAGGAGGAAAGUUAGGGGACGAGGCAUUCUGUGCAAGAAGAGGGAGGUC